AUGCAAGGGUGCAAGGAGAGAAAGGGGAAUCGGCUUAGAGACCACAGCGCGCAUUUGGUCGUAGGUUGUGGCGAGAUUUGGCUUCCGUUGAAGAUGAACGCAACAGUCGCGGAACAUCUGCCAAGAGCUGUCGACCAAUACUACCGUCUUCCAAUUCCAGUACUAGUUACUAGCACGGACAGCGUCGACCGAAUGCAAGGC
This is a messenger RNA of Amoebophrya sp. A25, 201 nucleotides long. NCBI's taxonomy places the organism in Eukaryota, Dinophyceae, Syndiniales, Amoebophryaceae. The record is from the annotation of a GenBank genome assembly.